AUGGGAUGUUGCGGACACCGACGAAAGGUCGUCUCCGGCGGCGCUGACCAGAAUUGCUGCUUCACCCCCUUCGCGUACGGUUAUCUCUGGCUGUCCCUUCUCAUCUCUCUUGCAGUCUACGGCGUCGAUACCUUUACUGCCGUGUCCCUCCUUGCGUUGAGCGACGAUUGGCCCUCGGUGAUCGAGCCCGUGGUUGAUAUCUCUAUCUCUAAAUGGAUCUUCUCCGCCUGUAUCAUCGCCUCCUUUGUCAACCUCGGCUUCGAACAUGUGCGCGCGUGGAGGGUCAUGAAGAGGGGAAAUGUGGCCGAAUGCUACCUCGACAGCCUGGCGGUUCGCCUCGAAAGUAUCCGACCAGGCAAGGGUCAAGGUUGGAGGCGUUUCCUUGUCUUUGCCUCCCUCACUAAGAGCAAGAAGGGCGCAGAAUAUAUCGCCCUAUUCACCUACUUCAGUUUCCAAUCUUGGAUUCGAGUCAUCGUCUGCUCCGGGCCGAGGCAGGUCAUCAACGCCAUCACCCUGUACUCUGCUCUCACCAAGGAUUUAAGUCUCGAGACAGUGCCCGAUGCGAGAAUCGAAAAGUCGAUCAUGAACCUCUUGAACAACAUCAGAGAGCUCGCCCAGUCAAACCCGCAGACCGCCCUUGUCUUGGCCGGUAUGAUCUUCACCUUGGUCAUUUGGGCCGACGGCGGUCUCGGUGGAUAUUGCGAACGCAAGGUAAACAAGGCUCUCGUCAAGAUUGUGAGGAAGAAGGUGAACAAGGCGUUGGCCAAGGAGCAAGCCGCUCGCGACAAGGCAGAUUUCGGCUACUCGGUCAAGACGGGCGAGAAGAAUCCGCUAGAACGGCAAGCGACGCUCCCCACGAUCCCCAACGUUGCCGCGUCCGGAGGGGACAAGCUACCCGAGAUGCCAACCCUGCAACGAACUGAUACCUUUUCGACGCUGCCUCCCUAUGUUUCGCGGCCAGCCAGUCCCGGAAGUUUCGAGCUCAACAAUAUGGACCAGAAGCGCCCGAUACCCAACCGCUCCGGUACCAUGUCGUCAUCGACAACAUACUCGUCGCACGCUCCCUGGCCUAUAGCGGAGCUGACAUGGGCACAUCUAGCCCUCUUUCCCCGGCACCCACUCUCCCUUCCAUUGACUUUAACAGCAACUAUGGAGCCCCGCCGCUUCGGUCGAAUACGUCCAACUCGCAACGAAGCUUCUCCCGGCCAGGGCUUGCCCCGCUCCAUCGACGUAUUCCAGCCGCAGCGGCCUCCCGUCAAAUCCCACACCAAGACCCACAAACCCCUCGGGUUAUCAGCCCUUCCAGCCGAGCCGAAGCGCAACCGGGCCCCUUCCCGUCAGGACACCCCAACCGGCACCGCCCACCCGCAACAUGACGACGGGGAUUACUACUCCCGUCAACAGCCCUCUCAAGGGUCCGGGUACGGUUACGACUACGAUGUCGAGUCGCAACGGCGCUACUAA
Messenger RNA from Parascedosporium putredinis, 1464 nucleotides. The record is from the annotation of a GenBank genome assembly. NCBI's taxonomy places the organism in Eukaryota, Fungi, Ascomycota, Sordariomycetes, Microascales, Microascaceae.